Venustampulla echinocandica is the source of this 678-nucleotide messenger RNA. RefSeq lists its product as uncharacterized. NCBI's taxonomy places the organism in Eukaryota, Fungi, Ascomycota, Leotiomycetes, Helotiales, Pleuroascaceae. Bases 1 to 678 code for a protein of 225 amino acids. The record is from RefSeq and is a predicted model, not a curated record. The transcript is spliced from 3 exons.
AUGUUCUCUCGAAGUAUAUGUCUGAUCGCGGCGUUAUGCUGGACGGUGGCCGAGGCUCACACUGUCCUCACGUAUCCGGGCUGGAGGGGCGAUAACUUGGUGACCAACGAGACAUACCCCUAUGGCAUGCAAUGGAUGUAUCCUUGCGGCGGCCACUACACAACCACCAACCGCACCAAAUGGCCCGUCACCGGUGGCGCCAUCGCUCUCCAACCAGGCUGGUUCCAAGGGCAUGCCACGGCAUUCUUCUACAUGAACAUCGGAUUCGGCACUGACGGACCCGACCACGGCCCACCAAACAUGUCCUUCCCAAUGGUGCCCGUCUUCCAAAUCGUCGGCCCGUCGAAGAAUCCAUAUCCUGGAACCUUUUGCCUACCACAAGUGCCGCUACCCAAUAUACCCAAUUUCACCGUGAACGUGGGGGAUAAUGCAACCAUUCAGGUUGUAGAGACGGCGAUACAUGGAGCGGCCCUGUAUUCUUGCGUCGAUAUCACGUUCGCGCUCCCCGAAGACGUCGACGAAGUCAACGAGACGAAUUGUUUCAAUUCGUCAGAUAUCUCCUUUAAUAACGUCUUCUCCACUGCGAUAAGCGGCAACACGGCCUCAUCUGCAUCGAAAACGCUCGCCAGGGCUUCCUUCUGGCCCGUUGCAGCGCUGCUUAUGUUCACUUUCCUAUAA